Molecule: messenger RNA, 867 nt
Organism: Rhodamnia argentea
Lineage: Eukaryota; Viridiplantae; Streptophyta; Magnoliopsida; Myrtales; Myrtaceae
Product: transcription elongation factor TFIIS-like
Exons: 2
Coding region: 1-867 (288 amino acids)
Biological process (GO): DNA-templated transcription
Cellular component (GO): nucleus
Source: RefSeq, a predicted model, not a curated record
AUGGAGGCAGAGUUGGUGGAGGUGUUCCGAUUGGCCAGCAAAGCUGCGGAUGCGGCGGCUGUGAAUGGGAAAGGCGGAGGGGCCGACGAAGAAGGGCGGUGCAUCGACGCCUUGCAGCGCCUCAAGUCCUUCCCGGUCACGACUCAAGUCCUCGUCUCCACUCAGGUUGGGAAAGGUCUUAGGCGCCUUACAAAACAUCCUAGGAAAAAGAUACAAGCUUUUGCAUCCGACUUGAUUCAGCAGUGGAAACAAAUUGUCAUGGAAGAAUCGAAAGGAUGCAAGAGGAAUGCAAGUGUGGACAAUCAUGAAUGUGCAAAAACUGGGGAGAAUAAGGUAGAAAACUCCUCCUCUUUCCAGUCGGAAGCAAAGAAAAGGAAAACCGAGCCAAAUGGAACUCCUGAUUCUGAAAAGCUGUCUCCUAAUCCUGCUCAGCCGGUGUCUGCUAUGGUGGCUAAAUACGACGACCUGAUGAGGGACAGAGCACGGGAACUUCUCUUCGAGGCUUUGUCCAGAGUUUCUGGUGAAGCCAGCAACGACAUCAUCGACGAGGUGAACGCAUGUGACCCAUCUAGCAUCGCUGUCUCCGUUGAGUCAACUCUGUUCCAAAAUUGGGGUUGUAUGAACGGCACCCACAAGAUGAAGUACAGGUCCAUAAUGUUCAACAUUAAGGAUCCCAACAAUCCGGAUUUCCGGAGAAAACCGCUUCUCGGCCACGUCGAGCCAGAGAGGCUCCUGAACAUGACCACGGAAGAAAUGGCCAGUAAUGAGAGGCAGCUUCGAAAUCAACAAAUAAAGGAGAGAGCUUUGUCCAGGUGUGAGCUAGGAACUGCACCAGAAGCCAUGAUGGAUCAACUCAACCGUGGCUGA